AUUGAAUUGGGACACCGUUCCUUCGUCUGCCAUGCGCACGCGCUAGAUUUUGCUCGAAAUCUCUUCGCCUCGUGCAAAGACUAGAACUGAAUUGGAAAACGAAAUUGUGCCUUUUUAGCUCUAUCGAAAUUCAUUUAAUUCCUAGCUGCUCACUGCUUAAUUUCCCUCUCAUAAUUGGGAGAAUGAUCCGGUUCAUACUGCUACAGAACAGGCAGGGAAAGACCCGUCUUGCCAAGUACUACGUUCCUCUCGAGGAUUCCGAGAAGCACAAAGUCGAAUACGAGGUUCAUCGAUUGGUGGUAAACAGAGAUCCCAAAUUCACAAAUUUUGUCGAGUUCCGCACACACAAAGUAAUAUACAGGCGAUAUGCAGGGUUAUUUUUCUCGCUCUGUGUUGACAUUACUGAUAAUGAGUUGGCCUAUUUGGAGUGCAUCCAUCUAUUUGUCGAGAUUUUGGACCAUUUCUUCAGCAAUGUGUGCGAGCUAGAUUUGGUUUUUAACUUUCACAAGGUUUAUUUGAUACUUGAUGAAUUCAUUCUUGCUGGAGAGCUCCAAGAAACAAGCAAAAAGGCGAUUAUUGAGAGAAUGGGCGAGCUGGAGAAGUUAGAGUGAAAAUUUUCUGUGUUUCAGGUGUGCAAUCUGUCGCUUUUUUUUUUUUUUUUUUUUUUUUCCUGUAAUUAUUCAGAAAAAUCAUUACUGCCAAUUUCCCCUUGUAUAUCAGAAAAUCGAACGAGAAAAAGUGUUUCCUUUAUCAUUACUGUACCGUGGUCCCCCACUUCUUUUCCCACUUUGCUGCCUGUGAAUAAAACGAGACUCUGCACGUUCACAAUGCA
Molecule: messenger RNA, 832 nt
Organism: Carya illinoinensis
Lineage: Eukaryota; Viridiplantae; Streptophyta; Magnoliopsida; Fagales; Juglandaceae
Product: AP-2 complex subunit sigma
Exons: 6
Coding region: 183-611 (142 amino acids)
Biological process (GO): clathrin-dependent endocytosis; protein transport
Cellular component (GO): intracellular membrane-bounded organelle; AP-2 adaptor complex
Molecular function (GO): clathrin-cargo adaptor activity
Source: RefSeq, a predicted model, not a curated record